Molecule: messenger RNA, 771 nt
Organism: Drosophila rhopaloa
Lineage: Eukaryota; Metazoa; Arthropoda; Insecta; Diptera; Drosophilidae
Product: cell wall integrity and stress response component 2
Source: RefSeq, a predicted model, not a curated record
AACCAUCUUCCAACGACCGGUAUAAAAGUGCGCGUCGAUUCACGGCGGCCAGUCAUAACUUGGAGCCCAACACCAUGCUCAGAACUAUUUCGAUUUUGGUUCUGCUCGUUUGCAGUGCAGCCAACAUGGCAGAAUCAAAGCCUAUCUUUUUAAAGGUUUUGGCACCCAUCGGUGGCUACUCCAGUGGCAGUUACCGGAGUACCGUGGCGACUGCGCCCGUUAACAACCAGCUGAUCUCGAGCCUCAUCUCUUCCAAAAUUCAGCUGCUGAACAGCGUGCUGCAAGCCAAGUCUUCGGCGGGGGGUUACAGUAUCGGCUUCAACAAGAUUGUCACUUUCUCCAGCACAACCACGACAGAAAAGCCAGUGACGCACCACACUACCGAGGUAAACACAGACUUUACUCCGGAUGAUUCAUCUAUUAGCACUACUCAACUCGUCUACACGACAACCACAGAAGGUGCUGUAGAAACGCCGAGCCCCACAAUUCGUCCCGAGCCCCCUUCUACCAGCACGACUGCAGUGAUUCCAAUCAAGAGCACUACAGUAGUUCCUGAAGUCACCACUACAACGACAGCAAACUCCGGCUACACAUAUCGCACUCCCACUUCCGGGCCUGCCACUAGUUCAGUGGACCUCCAUUAUGUUCCCGCUCCCCCUGCCCAAGGCUCAUUACAAGCCAGCAUAGCAUAGCAGCUCAGUUAAAAUAGCUUAGUCUUAGCCAUAGUCCGAAUUCAGUAAAAUAAAGUAACUUCAGAUUUGCGACUCUUAA